Blepharisma stoltei is the source of this 750-nucleotide messenger RNA. Lineage: Eukaryota; Ciliophora; Heterotrichea; Heterotrichida; Blepharismidae. The record is from the annotation of a GenBank genome assembly.
AUGGGCUUAAAGCUUCCAGAAAGGAUUGAUAAACGUUUUAGUGUGCUAUUCACUUUCAUAAAAAGCUUAUUCGAAAAUAUAGCAAUUAAAAUGGGAAAUAAAACUUAUCCAGCGAGAUCUGAUGCAAAUGAAGAAAGCAUCUUUACAAAAAAUCCAGAUGAUAUACCUAUCACCAUCGAAAAAGCAAAAAACUCAAGAAUUUCAUCGGCAGCAGAAGGGACUUUCAUAUUGCCUAAAUCAAUAACACCUGUAAAUCUGACUGAUAUGAUUUAUUUUAUAGUCAAGGAACAAAUUAAUCUGUAUUUAGAAGGAGAAAGCGUGACCCGAAACUGCACAAGUAUUGAAACUCUUUAUAUGCGUCUGAAGUCAGAUGAUGGCUUUUUGAAGUUUAUAUAUGAUUCUAUUAACCAGACUAAAAAAGAAGAUUCAGUCAUAUUAGAUGAAUAUAUCCAGCCUUGUCCGAUCCCAAACCAGGUUGAAGAAGGCUUCAUAGGACUUAAAUUGAUGCCGAAAAAUGAUUCUAGAAUUCCUAGUCUAAAAAAGAAUAAAGUUAAAAUCUUUGAAGAAUGCAGUGGGACGCAACUGGUGCUGAUUAUGAAAAGAAUGCUUGGAAUUUCUAAAAACCAAAAUAUAUAUAUUUAUAAAACAGAUGGAUUGCAUAUAAACUACAGCGAAAGCCUGAAAAACCUCAAACGCUUAGCCAGCGUAGAUGGCUUAAUUCAUCUGCGAUAUUCUGAUAGAUAUAGGUAA